CAAUCCCUCUUUCAACAAUCCAGAUUCUCUACUCUCUAGUUCUCUGACGCGCGCCUUUUCCACUCAAAAUGGCUUUUAUCUUGUGCUUUGCGCGAUUACUGCCCCACACGAGCUUUAUACGCUCCACUAUUUCGUCUUUCUCCAACAAUGGAAUGGAACCUCUGAUCAAGUACUCAAACGAUUAUUCAUGCGCGCUUACGAUUUUGUAUUAACCCAUUUUUCUUCUAAUGGCCCCAAGGGAAGAUGUGCUCCUCAAGAUCGACAGUUUCGGAAAUGGAGCUGACAAGGAAUCAGAGGAGAAGAAUUUCCAGUGUUUACCAGAGAGAUCCGCACAAACCAUGAGACGAAGAGGUAAAGAGUCUUCCGACUCGGAAAAUCGCCGCCCCUCGUCGGCCUCCGGCGGCGGAGAGGUGCUUCGUUGCAGUUCCAACGCUUCAUUUCGCGGAUGUUCGUGGAGCUCUCCAAUCAGCAAGAAGUCUCGGCUGAUGGACCCGCCUGAGGAGGAUUCUUCUCAAAAAUUGGAAACCGCCGUGAGCGAAGAAGGUAAAAAUCAGGACGAAACCGAGGACAUGCCUGAAGAAUACAAUCAGCUGAAGCUAAGCCCCUUCUCCGUUCUUCAGUGGGUGAUUUUUGUUAUCGUUAUUGUGGGUUUGAUUUGUAAUCGCUGGGUUCCAAUCUUGAAGAGGAAGUCGAUUUGGGAUCUUCCGUUAUGGAAAUGGGAGUUGACUGUUCUAGCCCUCAUAUGCGGACGGUUGAUUUCGACUUGGGCCGUCGGAUUGAUAGUGAAAAUCAUCGAGAGGAAUUUUCUAUUGAGGAAACGGGUUCUGUAUUUCGUUUAUGGGUUAAGGAGGGCUGUACGAAAUUGCCUCUGGCUCUCUCUGCUUUUGCUUGUUUGGCAUUUCAUAUUCAACGAAAAGGUCCAGAGAACGACGCGGAGUAAGAUUUUACCAUAUAUUACCAAGAUUUUGAUCUGUUUUCUCGUGGGUGCUUCGAUUUGGCUUCUGAAAACGCUAGCCGUUAAGAUUCUGGCCUCCUUUUUCCACGUUAAUAACUACUUCGAAAGGCUUAAGGAGGCUUUGUUCAGCCAGUAUGUGAUUGUGACUCUCUCCGGCUCGCCAUUGUUCGAGAGGUCCAACACUGAAGAUAUGGUGAAGGAUAAUCAGAAUGCCGAUGGAAGGGAAGAAAGUCCCAAAAGUGGGAGAAUUAUAUGCAGUGGGAGACUUGUAAAUUGCGAUGGCUCGAGACAAUUGAAGCCGGAAUCAAGCAGACAAGAUGAGGAAAUCCCAGUUGAUCAGUUGAACAAACUGAACCAGCAUAACAUAUCAGCUUGGAAUAUGAGGAGAAUGAUGAAUAUUGUAAGAAAUGGAGCUUUGUUAACUCUUGAUGAGAAGAUACUAUCAGAAACGAAAGAAGAGUAUUUGUUGCAGAUUAGGAGUGAGCGGCAGGCGAAAGAGGCAGCUGGGAAUAUUUUCCGGCGAGUAUCCAGACGUGGGUCAGAAUUUAUUAAUCUGGAUGAUGUGAUGCGGUUUAUGAAUAAAGAGGAAGCUCUAAUGACCAUGAGUUUAUUUGGACCAGAUGCUGAAACUCAGUGCAUUGACGAAUUCUCUUUUAGAGAGUGGAUGGUAAAUGCAUUUAACCAGAGAAAAGUUCUUGUACUAUCUCUCAAUGAUGCAAAUACGGCCGUUGAUGGUCUUCACAACUUGCUAAACAUCUUUGUAGCUGUAACAAUUUUGGUAAUCUGGCUUAUCAUAUUAGGAACUCCCAUCCUGCACUUCCUCAUCUUCAUAAGCUCACAGCUUCUUCUGCUGGUUUUUAUUUUUGGCAACACAUGUAAGACGGUCUUUGAAGCUAUCAUUUUCUUGUUUGUGAUGCACCCAUUCGAUGUCGGCGACCGCUGCGAAGUGGACGGUGUCCAGAUGGUUGUUGAAGAGAUGAGGAUAUUAACUACAGUUUUCCUGAGAUAUGAUAACCAGAAGAUUACUUACCCCAACAGUGUGCUGGCUACCAAGGCCAUUGGCAAUUACUACCGCAGUCCAGACAUGGGAGAGGGAGUUGAUUUCUAUGUCCAUAUUUCAACUCCAUCGAAGAAAGUCUCCCUUAUUAAAGAACAGAUUACAAGGUACAUAGAGAGCAAGAGCGAGGAAUGGCACCCAGCUCCGGUGGUUACGAUGAAAGAUGUUGAAGAUCUGGAGAAGGUGAAGAUGUCGGUUUGUGUUACACACAAAAUGAACCACCAAGACAUGGGAGAGAGAUGGAACAGAAGAGCUGCGUUGGUCGAAGAGAUUGUCAAAAUUUUCAGACAACUCGACGAUGAACAUCAGGAGAAUGUUCAAAACUUGGCUUCUGGAGCCACCUGAGGGCCCAUCAGCUCUGGAUGUGUAAAUUGUGUUUAUAUGCGUCAUUUUAGUUGUUUUGUACAUAACUUAGAACCUAUAACUGUGGUGUUGUUUUGUUUUCUUAGACUAGAAUGAAAAAAUGUAUUAUAAUAGAAUAUUUGAGUCAUGAAUAGAACUCCUAAAUUUACUAGAUUUGUGAACAAGUUGAAGUUUUGAUUGAGCCUUUAUGCAGCAUCCAA
Molecule: messenger RNA, 2575 nt
Organism: Momordica charantia (bitter melon)
Lineage: Eukaryota; Viridiplantae; Streptophyta; Magnoliopsida; Cucurbitales; Cucurbitaceae
Product: mechanosensitive ion channel protein 8
Biological process (GO): monoatomic anion transport; transmembrane transport
Cellular component (GO): plasma membrane
Molecular function (GO): mechanosensitive monoatomic ion channel activity
Source: RefSeq, a predicted model, not a curated record